AUGCACCUGUUUGAAGAAGAGGAGACUGGAGAGCUGAUUAACACCAGAGAAAGACCAGAUUCAGAGGAACCAGAGACGUCCAAACCAGCAAGACGAUUCCACUGCACCCAGUGUGGAAAGAGUUUUUCCCAGUUAGGAAAUCUGAAAAUACAUGAGAGAAUACACACAGGGGAAAAGCCUCAUCACUGCUCCCAGUGUGGAAAGAGUUUUAACCAGUUAAGGUACCUGAAACGACAUGAGAGAAUACACACAGGGGAAAAGCCUCAUCACUGCUCCCAGUGUGGAAAGAGUUUUAACCGGAAAGAAUACCUGAAAGUGCAUGAGAGAAUACACACAGGGGAGAAGCCUCAUCACUGCUCCCACUGUGGAAACGGUUUUAACCAGUUAGGGGGCCUGAAACGACAUGAGAGAAUACACACAGGGGAGAAUCCUCAUCACUGCUCCCAGUGUGGAAAGGGUUUUAACCAUUUAAGGGACCUGAAACAACAUGAGAGAAUACACACAGGGGAGAAGCCUUUCCAAUGCUCCCAGUGUAGAAAGGGUUUUACCCAGUUAGGGAGCCUAAAAAUACAUGAGAGAAAACACACAGGAGAUAAGCCUCAUCACUGCUCCCAGUGUAGAAAGAGUUUUAACCAGUUAGGUCACCUGAUACAGCAUGAGAGAAUACACACAGGGGAGAAGCCAUACCACUGCUCCCAAUGUGAAAAGAGUUUUGCCUGGUUAGGUCACAUGAGAAGACAUGAGUGGACCCACACAGGAGAUAAGGAUGUAGGCUGGUGAAGAGUAGGACAAAGGACAGAUGUAGGAUACUGAACAGUAGGACAAAGGACAGAUGUAGGCUGAACAGUAGGACAUAGGACAGAUGUAGGUCCAAUACAUGGUGGAUCAGUAGGCCGUAGAGACUCUGAAUGUGUCUUGUGCAUUGACUUUCCAGUGUUUUCCGUACUGCAUGUAUUAUUUACAUUUACAUUUACAUUUACGUCAUUUAGCAGACUUCUCUU
This is a messenger RNA of Coregonus clupeaformis (lake whitefish), 1001 nucleotides long. RefSeq names its product zinc finger protein 239-like. Gene Ontology annotation, biological process: regulation of transcription by RNA polymerase II. Gene Ontology annotation, molecular function: DNA-binding transcription factor activity; RNA polymerase II cis-regulatory region sequence-specific DNA binding. The transcript is spliced from 3 exons. The record is from RefSeq and is a predicted model, not a curated record. Bases 1 to 780 code for a protein of 259 amino acids. Lineage: Eukaryota; Metazoa; Chordata; Actinopteri; Salmoniformes; Salmonidae.